This is a messenger RNA of Arachis ipaensis, 1928 nucleotides long. RefSeq names its product serine/threonine-protein phosphatase 5. Gene Ontology annotation, molecular function: hydrolase activity; protein binding. The record is from RefSeq and is a predicted model, not a curated record. NCBI's taxonomy places the organism in Eukaryota, Viridiplantae, Streptophyta, Magnoliopsida, Fabales, Fabaceae.
UAACACCAUUUCUUUCUCAUUCUCUUUCUCUCUUUCGCUGCUUCACUUCUUCACUGAGCUUCCAUUUCAAAGUGUCGAUCUCAAAGUUGUGGUGAUUUCUACCUGUUAGUCUAAACUAGAGGUUUCCGAAUCACGAAUUUAUGAUAUAGCUCCUUCACUUGUCAAGCAUUAUAAAGUGAGAAUUGGAAAGAUGGAUGUAGUUAUAUUUUGAAGUUAUUCAGUGUAUGCAACAAAGGUUCUCUCAAUAUGGAAGUUGACAAUUCUAACGUUUCGAAAGCUGAAGAAUUCAAGCGCUCUGCGAAUGAAGCAUUCAAUGCUCACAGAUUUACUCAAGCUAUUGAACUAUAUACGCAAGCAAUUGAACUAAACGAUAAAAAUGCGGUUUACUAUGCUAAUCGUGCCUUUGCGCAUCUUCGGCUUGAGGAAUACGGUAGUGCCAUACAAGAUGCUACAAGGGCAAUUGAAGUUGAUCCUAAAUACUCAAAGGGGUAUUAUAGGCGAGGUGCAGCUCAUCUUGCUAUGGGAAAAUUCAAGGAGGCUCUAAAAGAUUUUCAGCAGGUCAAGAAAAUGUGCCCAAAUGACACUGAUGCAUCAAAGAAAUUGAAGGAGUGUGAAAAAGCCGUUAUGAAACUUAAAUUUGAAGAAGCAAUUGCUGUGCCAGAGCAUCAAAGACGUCCAAUAGCCGACUCCAUAGAUUUCCAUUCUAUAGAUGUGGAGCCACAAUAUUCAGGAGCAAGAAUAGAGGGGGAUGUUGUUACUUUGGAUUUUGUGAAGAAAAUGAUGGAUGAUUUCAAGAAUCAAAAGUGCUUACACAAAUGUUAUGCAUUCCAGAUUGUAUUGCAAACCAGAGAAAUGUUGAAAGCUUUGCCUUCUCUUGUGGAUAUAAAUGUUCCCGAUGGCAAACAUUUUACUGUUUGUGGUGAUGUGCAUGGCCAGUACUAUGAUCUCUUGAAUAUUUUUGAGCUCAACGGGCUUCCCUCUGAAGAGAAUCCAUACCUAUUUAACGGUGACUUUGUUGAUAGAGGAUCAUUUUCUGUGGAGGUCAUCCUCACUUUGUUUGCAUUUAAGUGCAUGUGUCCUUCAGGCAUGUAUCUAGCUAGAGGAAAUCAUGAGAGUAAGAACAUGAACAAGAUAUAUGGUUUUGAGGGCGAGGUGCGCUCAAAGUUGAAUGAAACAUUCGUGGAACUGUUUUCAGAAGUAUUUUGCUGUUUACCCUUGGCUCAUUUGAUAAAUGAGAAAAUUUUCAUAGUUCAUGGAGGUCUAUUUAGUGUGGAUGGGGUCAAACUGUCUGAUAUCCGAGCAAUUGACCGAUUCUGUGAGCCUCCAGAAGAAGGACUGAUGUGUGAAUUGCUUUGGAGUGAUCCGCAACCACUCCCUGGAAGAGGUCCAAGCAAGAGGGGCGUAGGUCUCUCUUUCGGUGCGGAUGUCACGAAAAGGUUUUUGCAAGAUAAUAACUUAGAUUUAGUUGUACGAUCUCAUGAAGUAAAGGAUGAGGGCUACGAGAUUGAUCAUGAUGGUAAACUCAUAACUGUUUUCUCUGCUCCAAAUUACUGUGACCAGAUGGGGAACAAAGGUGCCUUUAUUAAGUUUGAAGCACCUGCUUUGAAGCCUAACAUUGUUACAUUCUCAGCAGUGCCACACCCUGAUGUGAAGCCAAUGGCUUAUGCAAACAACUUUCUCAGGUUAUUUUCAUAGUUUUAGGUAGCUAACUGGAACUACUGGUGCUUUAUGCUUUGUGGUCUCUCUACUAUGCCUCCAAAGAUAGAAUAUACAUAGGUUUCUCUCUCUCUCUCUUGUUUUUUUUUUAUUUAUUUUUUUAGUACAUUGUUAGAAUUCUUUUUUGUGCUUGUAAUACACUUGGUUGUUAAGUGUAGUUGUGUAACGAAAUAUUUAGUUAUAACUUGUUUAGGAAAGUUAAAUUAUGGUCA